AUGGAGGCGAACCGGGAGUCUGCGGCGCAGGCGCUGGCGGCGGCCGUGACUGCCGAGCGGAGCGGUGACACGGCAUCGGCCGAGCGCCUCGCCGCCAAGUCGCAGCGGCUCUUCCCCACGAGCGACGCGAAGGCCUUCCUGGAGCGCCUGGCCGGCGGCUCGGCACCCGCGGCGGCUCCGCAGGGAGCGUCGGCGGCGCCGGCGGCGGCGGCGGCACCCGCGGCGGCGGCGGACGGUGCACAGGGCCGCCCCAACGGCUGCGCCGGCGCGGCGGCGAGCAGCGCUGCGGCGCCUCCGCCGAGCGAGGCCCUCGCGCAGGUGCAGCGCUCGAACAGCCACUACGAGAUGCUCGGUGUCGCAACCUCCGCCGACGAGGUCACCAUCCGGAAAGCGUACCGCAAGCUGGCAGUCAAGCUGCACCCGGACAAGACGUCUGAGGCCGGCGCCACAGACGCCUUCAACCAGAUCAACGCCGCCCUCGAGACGCUAACCAACCCGGAGCAGCGGCGGCUGUACGACCUGCGGCUCACGCAGGCGAUGUGCGCCGGCUUUGCGGGCCCGCAGGUCGCGCCCAAGGGCGCAGGGAACUACUGGAGCGCCGUGCCGCCCUUCCCCGCCUCGUGGGGGCAGUCGAGAGGAAAGCCAAAGGCCGCCGCGUCGGCGGCGGAGCUGGCGCAAGCUGCCCGCCUUGCCGCGGCGGCCGCCGCCAGAUCCGCCGCGUCGGCCGCGGCGUCGGCCGCGGCGGCCGCCAAGCGCGGCGCCGCAGGGAGCGGCGCCGGCCCGUCCGCCCCGCAGCCGCCGCCGCCGUACGUCCCGCCGCCGCAGGUUGCCGCUCCGCCGCCGGCGCCGUACCGGGUCCA
Molecule: messenger RNA, 860 nt
Organism: Emiliania huxleyi CCMP1516
Lineage: Eukaryota; Haptophyta; Isochrysidales; Noelaerhabdaceae
Exons: 1
Biological process (GO): cellular response to misfolded protein
Cellular component (GO): endoplasmic reticulum membrane
Molecular function (GO): Hsp70 protein binding
Source: RefSeq, a predicted model, not a curated record